Helianthus annuus (common sunflower) is the source of this 2448-nucleotide messenger RNA. Its product is annotated as 4-coumarate--CoA ligase-like 6. The transcript has 7 exons. Gene Ontology annotation, cellular component: peroxisome. Gene Ontology annotation, biological process: ubiquinone biosynthetic process. NCBI's taxonomy places the organism in Eukaryota, Viridiplantae, Streptophyta, Magnoliopsida, Asterales, Asteraceae. Gene Ontology annotation, molecular function: CoA-ligase activity. Bases 557 to 2284 code for a protein of 575 amino acids. The record is from RefSeq and is a predicted model, not a curated record.
AUAAAAUUGAAACCUUCAAUUAUUCUCCACCACAAAUAAAGAAAUAAAGCACAUUCGUGCUUUCUUGUUCACCCACAAAAAAGAAAGUUGCUUUUUCUUCUUUACUUUCACAGAACAAAACAACAAGAACAAUUCUUUCUUUUCUUUUUUUUCUUUAAUCGAUCAAGUAACAAGCAAGUGGCAACCUUCACAAGCUUCCCAUUAGGGUUCUGACCGGUGGCUGUUCGGGGUUUAGGAGGAUGUCGACAGUGGUUCUCACAGGUUGUAGAUGAUGAGCAAAGUGUUUCCAAGGAUCAGAAACACCGCUCUGAUACCAUGUUGUCAAUGAUAAUCAGAGACAAAGAUGAUCAAAGGGAACUGAUUUUAUUGAUUUGAUUCUUGCAUAUUUUCAAAGAUACAUGGAUAGCAUAUAAAUACACAUUCGCCUUAGAUAAUAAAGGAAAUACAAUAAAGAUGAUUCACAAUUAUUGGUUGCCUAAUUUACGGAUGCCAAGAAUAGGGAGGUUUCUUGUUGACCCAUAACUUGCUCUCCAAGAUAUCUUGUAAAACAACAACCAUGGCAACAUACUUUAACCAAAACCAAUCAAACAUCCUUUCUUCACAAAAAGCCCAUAUAUUCAAAGAUUUAUUCAAGAAAAAACAGUUCAAUGAUCUUCCUCACUGGUAUUCCUUAGAAACAGGAAUAUACAGUAGCAAACACUCACCAAGAACCUUACCUUCCGACCCUUUUGUUGAUGUUGUAUCCCAUAUAUUUUCCCAAAAACAGAAUGGGAAAACAUCCUUCAUAGAUUCUUCAACAGGGUUCUCCCUUUCAUACUCAGAACUACAACCAUUAGUUAAAUCCAUGGCCUGUGGGCUCCACCACCAAAUGGGUAUUUCAAAAGGUGAUGUUGUUUUGAUGCUUUUACCAAAUUCAAUACACUUCCAUAUUGUUUUCUUGGGUAUUUUGUAUCUUGGUGCUGUAGUGACCACCAUGAAUCCUCUUUGUACUGUCUCAGAAAUUAAAAAACAAACUAGUCAAUGCAAUGUGAAACUUUGUUUCACUUUGUCUACUAGACUUCAAGACUUGAGUGCAUUAGGGAUCACUUCCAUUGGGGUACCCGAAAACGCAAACUACGAUCCAAACUCGACUGCUUUCUCAUGUUUUCACCAGCUUAUUUCGCGUCAUAAAAAUAAUUCCCUGCCCCCUCGAACGAUUAGCCAGGAUGACCCUGCCGCUAUUCUAUUUUCUUCUGGCACUACUGGUGCUAGUAAAGGUGUAGUCUUGACUCACAAAAACUUGAUUGCGGGGGUUGAGUUGUUUGUUCAAUUUGAAGCUUCACAGUAUGGCGAUGAUAACGAAGAAAACACUUAUUUGGCUGUUAUACCCAUGUUCCAUAUAUAUGGUCUUACACUAUUCACUUUAGGAAUCUUGUCACUAGGCUCAUCCAUUGUAGUGAUGAACAAAUUUGACCAUAAUGAAAUGGUACGAGCUAUCAGCAAAUAUGGUGUCACACAUUUCCCAGCAGUACCUCCAUUGCUUAAAGCAUUGAUCAAAGUAGGAAAGAGUGUUCAUCGUGGUCACUUGAAGAGCUUAAAACAGGUGUCAAGUGGAGCAGCACCUUUGAGCACACAAUGCAUGGAGGAAUUUGUACAAACAUUUCCUCAUAUCGAUUUCAUUCAGGGUUACGGCUUGAGUGAAUCAACUGCGGUGGGAACACGAGGAUUCAACACAAAACAGAUAAGAAAUUACACAUCAGUCGGGUUAUUGGCUCCUAACAUGCAAGCCAAAGUUGUAGAUCAUGUUACUGGUUUGUGUUCACCUCCGGGGAAAACCGGAGAACUUUGGUUACGAGGGCCUGGCAUUAUGAAAGAAUAUCUGAAAAAUGUGGAGGCAUCUUGUUCAACAAUUGAUAAGGAUGGAUGGCUGCAUACUGGAGACAUCGUCUAUUUUGACCAUCAAGGGUAUUUGUAUAUUGUUGACCGGCUCAAAGAUGUUAUUAAAUACAAAGGUUUUCAGAUUGCACCAGCUGAUUUGGAGGAUGUCUUGAUUUCUCAUCCAGAUAUAGAAGAUGCUGUAGUUAUAGGGAAACUAGAUGAGGAAGCUGGAGAAAUUCCCAUGGCUUUCGUCGUGAGGAAACCUAAAGCCAAAAUUUCCCAUUAUGAUGUCAUUAACUUUGUUGCUAAACAGGUUGCACCAUACAAGAAAGUUCAAAAAGUGGAAUUUAUAAAUGCAAUACCAAAAUCUGCAGCAGGAAAGAUAUUGCGACGAGAACUAAAGUACACAUUGACGUCAAGACUUUAAAGCUUUGUGUUGGCAGAUAAAAUGCUUAAUGUUCAGUGGCAUUGAAUAACCACUUUAUUUUUAUAUCUUUGUUCUUUGAACCCUUGGAACAUAUUGUAAACAUAUGUUAGUAACAAUUCAAUAAAUUGGAUUUUUUUUUCUAUUUUAAAUGGGUAGUUUGGAAA